Molecule: messenger RNA, 3892 nt
Organism: Pyrus x bretschneideri (Chinese white pear)
Lineage: Eukaryota; Viridiplantae; Streptophyta; Magnoliopsida; Rosales; Rosaceae
Product: protein RDM16
Exons: 7
Coding region: 231-2840 (869 amino acids)
Biological process (GO): mRNA splicing, via spliceosome
Cellular component (GO): U4/U6 x U5 tri-snRNP complex
Source: RefSeq, a predicted model, not a curated record
AAUAAAGAAAAAUUUAGCUAAAUUUCUUUGUUUAUUAUCCUAAAACAACGUAUAAAGUUUAGCCUAUGUUUUAUUAUCUUUCGACUAUUAUCGAUAAAACGUGAGUUUUCUUUUAAUUCCUUGCGAAAAUACCCAUAGAAAUCGUAUCCGUUGCAUUCUGCCCAAUUUAUCCUCCUGAACCCCCAUUUGGUGGGAGAGAGAGAAGAGUGAGCGACUGGGAAACCCUAGCUAUGGAGAGAGACAAAUCGAGCAAACGCGACCGCAGGGAUCGAGACAGAGACUACGAUAAGCAUCGCAGCCGUGACGCCGAUGAAAAGCGAUCGUCAAAGGACUCCGAUUACCACCGCCACCACCACCGAUCGGACCGUGAUUCCAAGCGCGAGGCCCGCGACCACAAAUCUCGUCGGGAACGGUCACGCGAGCCGAGUGAAGACGGCAGGGAUGUCUCGCGCGACCAUCGCGAGCGGUCCUACGAGCCCAGGGCCGAGAGGGAAGGGAGCAGAGAAAGGUCCAGGCAUCGGGAAGCGAAACGCGAGAGGUCGGAGGAGCGAGAGGAAUCGAAGCGUAAGAGGAAAGAGAGGGAGAGGAGUGAGGGUAGAGAUGGCGAUGGUGAUGGUUUAGAAGAUAAGAAGAGGUCUAGGGUUUCGGAAGGGGAGAGGAGAGAGAGGAAGCGAUUCGAGGAAGAUGGGCAGGAAGUGAAUGGAGGUCAGAGAAAGAGUAGGAGGUUUGAUGACCGCAGAGUAAAGGCGGAAGAGGACGGAGAGAAUUGCGGAGCUAUUGAACGGAGAACUGAAUUGAAUGUGAAUGCGAGUGAGGUUAAUGUUAAGAAAGAAGAAGUUGGGGAUGAUCAGAUUGGCAAUUUCCAGAACGCCGCCCCCGCCCCAAAUGGGAGUGGUUGGGUGGGUAAUGGUGCUGCUCUGGAACCUACUACGACAUCAAGGACUAUGCCUGAGACCUCUUUUGCUCCCAAUCAACCCCUUCCUACCAAGGUAUCUUCAAUUCCUACCACAAAUGAAAAUAAGGGAGUUAGUAUUACCAGAUCUCAUGAGGUUCAUGGAAACUCUAGUACAGAUGGAACAUCUUCAACUGCUGGGAAAAGUGCGAAUCUGUCUCUUGGUGAUGUAGAAAAAAUUAAGAGAACUUUACAAAAGCAGAAGGAAUUGACUGAGAAGCUGAAGAAGCUUAACCAGUUGAAGAAGGGUGGCAAUGCAAGCAAAGACGCUAGCCAUAACUUGGAAACGAAGGAGGCACUUAAACCACCAUCUACCACUGCUGGGAUACUACGUGCACCGGCCCCAUCAACAGCUGGUGGUACAGCUGCUUCUGUGGCAACAUUUGAUUCAUCUGCACUACCCAUUUCUGCAGCAGGCAUUCCCAAUUUUGAAGCUGUAAAACGUGCACAAGAGCUUGCUGCUCAGAUGGGGUUCCAUCAAGACCCCGAGUUUUCUCCUCUUAUAAAUGUGUUUCCCGGACAGGUGGCAACUGAUGUUGCUGCCCCUCAGAAGCCUACUAAGGCCCCUGUUCUUCGUCUUGAUGCCCUUGGAAGGGAAAUAGAUGAGCACGGAAACUUAGUGAAUGUGACCAAACCAAACAACCUCAGCACUCUAAAGGUCAACAUUAACAAACAGAAGAAAGAAGCAUUCCAGAUUCUAAAACCUGAAUUGGAUGUGGAUCCUGAAAAGAAUCCUCAUUUUGAUCCGGAUGUGGGCAUCAGUAAAAAAUUUUUGAGGCCAAAGAGGAUGGGUUUUGCGUUUGUAGAGGAAGGAAAAUGGACAAAAGAUGCUGAGCUUAUAAAAUUAAAGAGUAAAUUUGGAGAAGCACAAGCCAAAGAGCAAAGAGCAAAGCAGCAACAGUUUGCAAAGGCAAAGGCAGCGCCAGAUAUUAAUCCAAAUUUGAUAGAGGUAGGAGAGAGAGUUAUCACCAAAGAAAAGCCAAAGGAUCCAAUUCCUGAAAUCGAGUGGUGGGAUGUGCCCCUCUUGCACUCUGGUACUUAUAAUGAAGUCAUCGAUGGUACAGUAGCUGAGGAAAAAUUGAAGAUGGAAAAAGUCACAAUCUAUAUUGAGCAUCCUCAACCUAUUGAGCCCCCUACUGAGCCAGCUCCUCCACCACCUCAACCUCUGAAGCUGACCAAGAAGGAACAGAAAAAACUACGUACACAGAAACGUCUGGCCAGAGAGAAAGAUAGGCAGGAGAUGAUUAGACAAGGCCUACUUGAGCCUCCAAAGCCAAAAGUUAAAAUGAGUAAUUUGAUGAAAGUUCUUGGCUCUGAAGCAACCCAAGAUCCAACCAGGCUUGAAAAGGAGAUCCGGAGUGCAGCUGCUGAACGUGAACAGGCUCAUGCAGACAGGAAUAUAGCACGCAAGCUCACUCCUGCUGAACGACGCGAGAAGAAAGAAAGGAAGCUUUUUGAUGACCCAAAUAACGUGGAGACCAUAGUCUCAGUUUACAGGAUCAAUGAGCUGUCGCAUCCAAAGGCCCGCUUCAAGAUAGAUGUUAAUGCGCGAGAGAACCGGCUGACUGGAUCUUGUGUGAUAUCAGAUGGUAUUAAUGUUGUGGUUGUUGAAGGUGGAAGCAAGUCUAUUAAGAGGUAUGCUAAGGUUAUGCUUAGGCGCAUAAACUGGGCUGAAGCAGUAAAAGAAGAGGAAGAAGAUGAUGAUGUUGAGGAUGACAAGCCUCCUAAUAAGUGCGUGUUAGUAUGGCAAGGAAGUGUUGCCAGACCGAGCUUCAAUAGAUUUUAUGUUCAUGAAUGCAUGACCGAAGCUGCUGCCCGGAAGAUUUUUGCUGAUGCUGGCGUUGCUCAUUACUGGGAUCUUGCGGUCAACUUCCAGGAUGAUAAUUAGUAAGGUAAAAUGAACUAGUACAGGUACUCGGCGGAUAAGAGCAGGUUCCGGAGAAACCAAGUAGAUAGCCAACAAACAUUGUGCCAAGUUAAUACCGCACUUCUGCUUGUACAAAUGUAUAGUAUUUCCGGGGAGUUGGUUAUCUGUAGAUGUUUUCGGAGGCGAAAACAUGAUGCUUGGACCCAUUUCGUUAAAGCUAAGCUAAGCAUGAAUGGUCGACCACCAAAACCAAACAGAAUUUGGAGUCCUGGUCGACCACCAAAACCAAACAGAAUUUGGAGUCCUCGCUUUACAUAUGUAUAUAUGUGGGGGCAACUUCUGUUUCAUUAUUUUGUGCUCGCUCGAAUGUGGGGUUGUGGACCAGCAUGCCUUGUAUUACUUAGGGUUCUGUAAAAUGUCAUACUUCCUGCAGAAUUUAGAUUGAUGUUGAUGCAUAGCACUCGUUUGCUGCAUCGGCCUACACAUAUUGGACAUGGCUCCCGGGGGCCGAGUAGGCCGGCUUCGGAUUACUCAAGUAUCGGACAUGGCUUUCAGGGGCGGAGUAGGCUUUGAGCACUGGAAAUUUGAUGCAAAGUCUCGGUCCGAAAUGCAUCUAGGUUUGCUAAAACAUGUGUGAGACUCUUAUACGACUGUUAUCCAGUUUAAUCGGAGUUGUCCUGUUGUCCGGACAGUGUCAGGACCCUGCAAUGAUUUAACUCAUGCCUUGGUUAAUUUACCUGCCUCGUAGUGGAAUAUAGGAAUGUGGUGACUCAGCACUUUGGUUACCUAAGUCUUUUUACUGUAGUGGAUGAUGUGAUCACGGUUAAGCCUUUCUGUGCUUUCGUGUUUGUGUGAUCACGGUUAAAUCACGUCAAUAUUUUAUAUUACUUUUUAUUUUUGUCUUAUUAUCUUUAUAAAAAAUAAUAUAAAAUAUUGACGUAGCUUAACCGUAAUCACACAAAACAAGAGAGCACGAGAAAGCGCCGAAAGUGAGAGAACAGACAAUCUUUGUCCAUAUACUAUUCCGUUGUAACCUCAUUGGAGGCAUGAAAUAUGACUUAUCCUUCUCUGCA